AAAAAAUUUCAAUGAUGCGUCAAAAAGCAACCAAACGACUCCAAAAUAAAAUCAAAUCAAAAAUCAAAUUCUCUACACGCAACUUUCUUUCAAAUACAAAACCAAUCAUCUCGAUUCAUCCAACCCGCGAAGACCCAGAAACCAAAAUCGAAGACCCAACAAAACCCACAAGUCGAAAUCUCGAAAUCCGUUGAGAGUUUGUUCCUUUUUUUGUUUGCUCGGAGAUGGAGGCUUUGCCGGAGGAUGAAGAGUACAGUUUCAGGGAAGUAGUGUUGCCGUCUUUGAUUCCGGUAGUGCCGGAGCCGGAACUUGAGAGAGAGAGCGGAGAGAGGAGAAGAGGAAGAGAUGUUAUCGUAGCCGUUGAUCAUGGUCCCAAUAGCAAACACGCUUUUGAUUGGGCUCUUGUUCAUUUCUGUCGUCUCGCCGAUACUCUCCAUCUUGUCCACGCCGUCUCAAGUGUUAAGAACGAUGUUGUGUAUGAGACGAGCCAAGCCCUCAUGGAGAAACUUGCUGUUGAGGCGUAUCAAGUUGCCAUGGUAAAGAGUGUGGCUCGUGUUGUUGAAGGCGAUGCUGGUAAAGUAAUCUGCAAGGAAGCAGAGAAAGUGAAGCCUGCUGCUGUGAUUGUAGGCACACGAGGCAGGAGCUUAGUAAGAAGCGUGCUACAGGGGAGCGUAAGCGAGUAUUGUUUCCACAAUUGCAAAUCUGCUCCUGUCAUAAUCGUUCCUGGAAAAGAAGCUGGAGACGAGUCGAUCGUGGACUGGACACGCUCAGAAGAUCCUAAACCCUGAAGAAAAAGUUCAAGUGUUGUUUCCACGAAGACUGUUUUGUUUUUCAUCUUUCUGUCGCUACUGUUGCAGUCUUUGUUUCUGUAUGUCCCUAAAAAUCUUAGAUUGCUUCUUCUUCGUCUCUCUGUGUGUGUAUGUGUUUUGAUUUGGGUUUUUGUAGUUUCAAAAUUUCUGUAUAAAACCUUUGCUCAGGAAUGAAUGUAUUGUAUGCAAUGGUGUGAUGUGUUUCAGACUUUUCAGUAAACAAGCCUAUAGCAGACACUAUUUCUUUUACGCAGUUGAUCGAACACUUGGUGUGCGUCUUGGUGAAAUAUAGAAAGAUUACAGA
Messenger RNA from Arabidopsis thaliana (thale cress), 1113 nucleotides. RefSeq names its product Adenine nucleotide alpha hydrolases-like superfamily protein (gene RD2). Lineage: Eukaryota; Viridiplantae; Streptophyta; Magnoliopsida; Brassicales; Brassicaceae. The transcript is spliced from 5 exons. The record is from RefSeq and is marked reviewed. The coding region runs from base 225 to 788 and encodes 187 amino acids.